CUCAGGGCCACAGUCCCCUUCCAGCUGCAGCAGCCGCACCAGCGCCGGGACGGGGGUGGCCGUGCAGCUUGAGUUUGGCCCCAGCAUCCCACUCUACAGCUCUGGAGUUCCUUUCUCCACCACUUCACCACUUCACGUGCGCUUCCCUUUAUGCCACCUUCUGGAGCAGAUUGUAUCACAGCCGGUUGGAAUAAGUUAGUUUAACGUAACUUAGUGUAUGGUGAGUGUGGAGAAACUAAGGAGGAGCAAGCUGAACCUUGCUUUCACACUCAAAGCUGUGAGGGGACCCACAAAUGCAGUCACUUAGAAACGGAAAAGGAACCUACUUGUGUGAAGAGGUUGGCAGUAAGUUGAAAAUGAAACAAAUGACACCUGGAGAAUUUAUGGGACUCCUCUGAGUUUACCUAACACUGGGGAAGAGGCAGAAUUUGGGCUCAGAGGAGAAGCCUUUUAUUUACCUGACUGAUAAAAGAAGCUCCUGAUUUUUGAACCAGAUCCAAAGCCCAUCCAUCGCAUAUGGGGGAAGAUGGUGUCACCUUCCAGUGAUAUAUGUUGUCACACCCUCCUCUGCUUCUGGAAGCCCAUGUGGAGAGCCAGUGUCCCAUGUUCGGUGGCCCCAGAAAAGUCAGUGUAUAGGCCUCAGCCACCCCAGGUCCGACGAACAUUCUCCCUGGACACCAUCCUCACUUCCUACCUUCUGGGCCAGUGGCCACGGGAUACCGAUGGGGCCUUCACCUGCUGUACCAAUGACAAGGCCACCCAGACACCCCUGUCCUGGCAAGAGCCGGAAUGUGAGCGGAUCAGCUCCUCCACCCACAAGCGCUCAGCAUCCUGGGGUAGCACAGACCACCGAAAAGAGAUCACCAAAUUGAAGCAACAAUUGCAGAGGACGAAGCUGAGCCGCAGUGGGAGGGAGAAGGAACGGGGUUCUCCCAUCCAAGGGGACCAUGCUGUGCGGGGAUCGGUGAGAAUGGCCUCUCCUAGCUUCUCCUCAGGAUCCCCUGUCUUGCGACUUAGCCCCUGUCUGCACAAGAGCCUAGAAGGACUCAACCAAGAGCUGGAGGAGGUGUUUGUGAAGGAGCAGGGUGAAGAGGAGCUUCUGAGAAUUCUUGAAGUCCCUGAUGGGCAUCGGGCACCGGCUCCUCUGCAGAGGGACAGCUGCGAUCAUCCUCUCCUCCUCCUGGAGCCAGGCAACCUUGCCAGUUCUCCCUCCACAGCCCUGGCAUCCCCCCAGCCUUCUGGGCAGGCUAGUCUUGAGGAGCUGGCAUCCUUCCCCAGUGACAAAGCUUCCUCUCUGGGUCACCCAGCCUUCCUUGAAGAUGGCAGCCCGUCUCCAGUCCUUGCCUUUGCUGCCUCCCCUCGGCCCAAUCACAGCUACGUCUUCAAACGGGAGCCCCCAGAAGGCUGUGAGAGAGUGCGUGUGUUUGAAGAGGCCACGUCCCCAGGUCCUGAUCUGGCCUUUCUGACUUCCUGUCCUGACAAGAACAAAGUCCAUUUCAAUCCGACCGGCUCAGCCUUCUGCCCUGUCAGUUUGAUGAAGCCCCUCUUCCCCAGCAUGGGUUUCAUCUUCCGCAACUGCCCCUCAAAUCCGGGAUCUCCUCUUCCUCCUGCCAGCCCCAGAGCACCACUUCGGAAGGAUCCAGAGGCUUCCAAGGCCUCCCCACUGCCAUUCGAGCCAUGGCAGCACAACCCGCCAUCAGAAGAGUCUGUACUUUUCCAGAGCUCCUUGGUAGUCUGAGGGGACCCCCUCCACACAUACACAUACUCUGCUACGGAGACCAGUGCCUUGGUGGCAGGCCUUUCUUUAGCUCCCUGAGUUGAGGGAUGGGAAGGCCUUUCCCUCUCGACCUUCGAGCACUUUCGUUUAUUGUGUCAAAGCCCUGAGUCCUCUUUCUGAUGGAUAUGAGCCUCUCUGAAUGUGAGGGGACUUGCUUCCUCCAUUAGCAGCUGGGCAACUCAAAACUCAACACCUGUGUACCUGCCACUUCCCUCAUUUGAUGGAAACUCACCUAGGUCCUGAGUCCCCCACCCCAGGGUGUGAGUCCAGUUGAAUUAGAGUAGGCUCUUGCUGGCAUGGAGCAGGCUGGCUGUGACUGAGGGGGAGGGGAUGUCACAGCUUUCUUCCUACUCCACCUCUAGAGACACAGAAGAGCAGACCAGAAGAUAAGUACCCAUCCUCAUGCCUCCCUCCUCUUGGAGACUGACCAAAGCGGCCCUAAAGGGCCAUAACACUUGACCAAUUCAGCUGCUGGCAGUGCGGGGAACCAAAUGUUUUCCCAAGUGGCAUUUCAUCUCACCCUCACCCUGACUAAAGAUUGUCUUAAGCAGUAGCCCAGCUCCCCGGUGUGUGGUGGAGGAAGAGGGAGAGCGAGUGUUCCUUCAGGUGACAGUGGUAGCUCCAAACCCUCCACCGGUCCCAGGGCUAGGCUGGAUUAGAAAAAUGCCUAUUUUUCUUGUAUCGAUGUAGAACUCUAUUUUCUCCCAAAGACACUAUUUUUGCAGCUGUUUGAAGUUUGUAUAUUUCCAUAUUGCAGAGCUUACACACAAUUGAAGAAUGUUAAUGUUUGAGUUUUCUUAUCUUGUGUUUAGAAGUUGUUGUUGGUUUUUUUGUGUGUGUGCAGAUCUUGUUAAUAGACCAAAUAAAUAAGGAUU
Messenger RNA from Dipodomys ordii (Ord's kangaroo rat), 2652 nucleotides. It is a transcript of the gene Fam117a, whose product is annotated as family with sequence similarity 117, member A. The transcript has 12 exons. Bases 527 to 1738 code for a protein of 403 amino acids. The record is from RefSeq and is a predicted model, not a curated record. Lineage: Eukaryota; Metazoa; Chordata; Mammalia; Rodentia; Heteromyidae.